Messenger RNA from Miscanthus lutarioriparius, 285 nucleotides. Lineage: Eukaryota; Viridiplantae; Streptophyta; Magnoliopsida; Poales; Poaceae. The record is from the annotation of a GenBank genome assembly.
AUGAGCUCGUCCGCGACGGCCCCCAUCUGCACGGGCCCAACUCACCAUGCCACCGCGCCCAACGGUGGAGUCGAAGACGGAGACGACAACAAGGCGCGCUCGGCGGAGUCGAAGACACGGCUUGGCGGAGUCGAAGGCGCGCUCGGUGGAGUCGAGGCGCACCGGCGACAUCGCGAGCGUGAUGGGGGUAGAACUGGACUCCUACUUGAGCUCUACUGGUGCACACAUGGCGGAUGGAGUGGAGGGCCAUGGCUUCGAGCCUCGAAAGCCACAUCUGCUGUCUAA